AAAAUAUUUGACCGUCUUUUUCAGAGCUCAGAUCCUCGCCGGAAAAAAAUGACGAACCCUAACGGCGCCGUCACGGACAAACCGGACGACCUGGAAAUCACCUCUAUCGGUUCCCUCUACUCCGGCCCCUGGGAUAAGAAGUACUGGAGCUCCUCUAGGGGGAAAGAUCGGUAUCCGUAUCCGAUCGGGUAUAGAGCUCUUCGAGCUCAUAAUGGGAGCACAUAUAAGAUGGAGAUUCAAGAGGGGCCUAAAGGACCUUUGUUUUUGAUUGUUGCCGCAGAUGGGCAGUCAUUUUCGGGGCAGACUCCAGAUAUUGCUUGGGAGAAAUUACAGAAGAAAUGCUUCCCUCGCACGAAAAUUUGGCAUGGGAAGAGGUUUUCGUGCAAGAUUGAUGGUGUGGAGUUUUUUGGGUUCAAAAAUCUGUUUGUCCAGAGGCUACUUAGGGAGCUGGCAGCAGAUAUUGACGGAGCAGCGGAGCGAAGUUUGUUAGCCUCGAGCUUCUGCAAUGGAGCUUCUAGUACAGAUGUUGAUAAUCGCUCCCCUGAGGCAGGUUUGGACCAGGGAAGACCAAAAAUUACGGGAAAGAGAACUAGGAAAUGUGAAAGUGGAAACAGAAAGUCAUCUAGUCGGACAGGCAUUAAAAGGACCAGAACUGAAGAUCUAGUAUCUGUUUCUAAAGCUUUGAAUCCAGUGGAAGAGAAUAAGAGACAUAGUAAUAGUGGGAAACCCAUGUCUUCUUCUUUAAAUGAAGAACAUGUUAUACCAGCACCAUUGCCACCAUUUGUGCAUUUAGUAUCUGUUCAACAAGAAGAGAACGAGAUUUCAGCCAAAGAUUGUUUGCCAUUGGAUUCUGCUGGCUUCUUGAACCAUCUCUGCAAGGAUAGUAUCCCCAAAGAAUCAGAUGGUCUUGGAACAUGUAAAUCCACUCCGGAAGACAUCAACAAAUCCAUGUGUGAAAGAAAAUUUGAUACUAAGAUGGAAGCCAUUAAUUUUCCAAUGGCACCAGAUGACCAAAAGGUAGAUGCUACAUUUCCAAAAGAUUGCCGAGGUCUUACCGAUGUUGAACUUUAUGCUCCUGAUACAUUGGAUUAUACACAAGAUAAAACAGCAGAUGCUUCUUCAACUAUCCAACUUUUUGCUCCUGAUACCUUAGAUUUUACACAAGUUAAUAAUGCAGGUUCUUCUUCAACCAUCCAAGAUAGAAGUGCCUUAGAUGUGGUCAUUGCUGAUGGGCUGCUGACUGAAUCACAUCCAGAAGAUGAAAUGCCCAAUAAUAAAUCAAACACGAGUUCACAGAAUUUUGAUUUUGAUUCAGUUGGUCAGGAAAUGGCGAAGUCCAUGAUGACAUUUCUUCUUCCGCAAGCUAUUCCUCUCCUCAAUAAACACUCUAGGAAGAAAAAGGGUAGUGGUAGCCCUUCAAAAGUUCUGCCUUGCACAGUGAAAUCUCAGAAGCAAAUCAAUGAAACCACUGCUCCAUCCCCUGGUUUAAUACUUGCCCAUGAAGAUGCAACAUUGGAAAAGAUACAUUCCCAAUGUACUGAUCUUGGUCCGAUUGCUCCGAUGAAGUCUAUCAUUCCUGACAGUUUAGAUGAUGAUCAAUAUGGUGACCAUGUUGCCAAUCACUUGAUAUCAUCGUGUGAUAAGGGUGAAGCUGAUCAACUUAAUUCUGAUGGUGCAUUCCCUGUGAAUAGUCAUGGAGGUUUUGUUGCUGCAAAUGAGCAUGGGCAUCUUCUUGAUGCCAAGAAGUAUGACAAAUCGGUAGAUGAUCAGCUUGAGACCAAGGGAAGCAAGGAUGCACAUCUGUGUGAGGAAGUGGGAAGGCCUUCAACUGGGAGGGAUUCCAAAUAUGGCGAGUGCAUAGUGGAGUCUCUUUGUGUAUCUGCUCAUAAAAAAUCCUUUACUGAAGAAAUCAUGGAGAAGUCUUGUAUUGAUGAAUGCCGAGUAGGUACUAAUAUCAAUUCUAAGAAAAUGAAUGAUACUGCAGUUGAUCAUAGCAAAGCUGAAGAUAUUGUUGAUGAUAAAGAAAGUGGCAUGUUAAGCUCUUCAAAUAUAUCAGAGAAAGAAAUCUCUGCUAAGGCAGAGUUUACCGAAACUGGAAACAUGUCUUUUUCUCAUGCUCCCAACUUAGUGUAUACCAGGAGAAAGGUUCAGACUAAAUCUCAUGGGAAAGGCAGUAACAGUUAUCCAGUCUCAGAAACUAAAAUAUGCAAAAACAAGGUCUCUGAGACAUAUCCUUCCACAGAAACUCUGCAGGUGGGUUCUUCUGAUGACAGUUUAGUGAGUUUACAUAAAAGAGAUUCAAUUUGUGCUGAAGCCAAGAUUGUUGGAGACUCCUGUUUGAAUGCACAGGAACCUUCCAUGAAUUCUAAAGCUGUAUUAAACAGCAUCUAUCCAGCUGUAUUACAAGAUCAAGCAUUAUUAGUUGGUCAGAAAGAUACUUCAUACUCUUCGGAUUUGUCCGUCUCACAUGUAGAAAACCAAAUUGGCAAGAAUGUGGUUGGCCAUGAAAACCUCGUACAGUUCAUGGACAUUAGAAGAUCUUAUAAACAGGUGCCGAGUUUCACUAAUGAUCCCAAUAGCAUUCCAUUUAGUUCAGACUUGAAGCCUCACAAAAAGGAACUUAAUAAAAUUCUCGAGUUUGUGGGAUGCUAUACCCAACCCGUUCCUGUUCUGUCAGUAUUGUUGAGCACAAAGGGCAACUACAUUUACAUUUCAGUUUUAUGUGGCUUACUGGUUGGUAAGGACAUCAGCCUGUUCAUUUACAGGGUAGCCAUUGAGGAGCAGGAGGUUGGACAGCCUUCUCUUGUUGGUUACACAUCAGUAAUAUUGCCAGAUCUAACCAAUUUUAAUGGAAUGACUUUGGAAAGAUUCUGUCUACAGUUCAUCCCAGAUGGAGAGUGUCUUGUUUUACUUGACAGGAUCAAAGCUCCUUUCUGCAGGCAAGGAAAAACUAAUUGUCUGUGCACCACAUGUGUAUCAAGCUGCUCUGAAGAGAAUGCAAUUAAAAUUGUCCAAGUAAAACAUGGUUAUGUUUCAUUGGUGACAAGAUUGAAAGCAGUAGAGAGUCAAAGGUGUAUAUUGGUCUGCGAACCUAAUAAUCUUGUUUCUGUUGGAAAGAGUGGGAGACUGCACUUAUGGGCCGUGGAUUCAACAUGGAGUGCACAAGUGGAAUAUGUUGUUAUGCCAUCUGAAGAUUGCAUCUCCCCUGGCAUAGUGGACUUGAAGAGAAUUCCAAAUUGUACUCAUCUACUUGUUGGCCAUAAUGGUUAUGGUGAAUUCAGUUUAUGGGAUAUUUCUAAACGCAUCCUUCUGUCAAAGUUCUCUGCACCAAGUGGUUCUAUUUGCCAAUUUUUUCCUAUCAGGUUGUUUGCUUGGCAAAUGAAUUUCCCUGCUUCUAGCCACUUAAAUAUGGAAGAACAUGUCAAUCAAAUGAUGGCUUCAACAUCGAAGAAUCUAUCUUCGUUUGAAGGGGAAGAUGUUGCCGUAUGUCUUCUUGUUUCAACUUCUGAUUCUGAUGCUCAACAAGAUUAUGAAUUAGGCAACUGCCACCCAAAUCCAGUUGGAAAGUGGAGGCUUGCUUUAAUGGUGAAAAAUAUGGUGAUCUUCGGAGCAGUGUCGGAUUCAAGUGCUUCUGUCAUCGGUACUUCAGCUGGUCAAGGGAUCUGUGGUACAUGUGAUGGGCUUGUGUAUAUGUGGGAGCUAUCUUCAGGAACUAAGCUUGGCACCAUGCAUCAUUUUAAAGGUGGUGGCGUUUCAUGUAUUUCUAAUGAUGAUUCGGGAUCAGGUGCUGUAGCCAUUGCCGGGGAUAAUCAAGUGCUGGUUUAUAUGCGGUCUGGAAAAUAUUCUGUAAACUGACAUGCAAACAAAUUAUGUGCUCUCUUGCCUGUGAAUAUUAUAUAUAAACAAAUAAUUUCUAGCGCUUAGUAACACUGAAAAUAUCUGCC
Messenger RNA from Argentina anserina (silverweed cinquefoil), 3944 nucleotides. RefSeq lists its product as uncharacterized. The transcript has 15 exons. Gene Ontology annotation, molecular function: protein binding. Bases 49 to 3855 code for a protein of 1268 amino acids. The record is from RefSeq and is a predicted model, not a curated record. Gene Ontology annotation, biological process: regulation of cell cycle. Gene Ontology annotation, cellular component: nucleus. Lineage: Eukaryota; Viridiplantae; Streptophyta; Magnoliopsida; Rosales; Rosaceae.